CUGUCUCUCUCUCUCUCUCUCUUUCUCUCUCUCUCUGAGUAGGAAGAGUCUGGCAGAGGAUUUAGGAGUCUCGCCCACCCUCUGAUCGAUCCCAGUCUCCACACAGCCGUGUUGUACGCACACACACACACACACACACACACCACACACACCACACACACACACUCGGCCACAUUGCAGUGUGUGAAAAUGCUCUGGUGUGGAUUGUGCUUGGCCCUGUGGCUCAGCAGCGUGCCGCUUUGGGCUCUUCCCUCCACCAGCAUGAAGAUCACUCAGGCUCUGCCUCUGCAGCUUCCUGACUCGAGUCAGCCCGCCGUCUGUCCGCUCUUCUGGACCGAGUUCGAUGGCUACUGCUACCGUUUCUUUCCCCUGAACCGCACGUGGGCCGAAGCCGACCUGUACUGCGCCGAGUUCUCUAACGGUCACCGGUCAGGAAAACUCGCCUCCAUACACAGCUGGGAGGAGAACGUGUUCGUGUAUGAUCUGGUGAACAGCCGCGUGCCGGGAAUCCCGACGGAUAUCUGGAUCGGCCUGCACGACCGGAGACAGGAGGGCACCAUGGAGUGGACAGACGGAUCACCGUAUGAGUAUAACUACUGGGACGGAAACCAGCCGGACGAUGGAAUCCACCGUAUCUCUGAGGAGGAGGACUGUGUGGAGGUCUGGUACAGACAGAACAGCGCACUCAGGUCCUGGAAUGACAACAGCUGUGACAAAGCUUUUCCUUUUGUGUGUAAAAUCCCCAUGCUGGAGCACUAACGUCCUGCACUGAGCUCAUUACUGAGACACGGCCCUCACACACACACACGCACACGCACAACACUGCUGCUGAGAGCAACGUCCAUCUGGGCUUCAUUUAAACUAGUGACUCAUCUCAUCACACUCACAGACACACACACACACACACACACACACACACACAGUGGCUUGCAUAAGUAUUCACCCCCUUGACCGUUUCCCUGGUUGUGUAGUGUUAUAAUCUGGCCCUGAAAUUAAUUUAAUCAAGAUUUUUUCAAGUCAUGAAUCUACACAAAAAAACCCAUAAUAUUAAAUCAGUAUAAACUGUGAAACUUAUUUACAAAAAAAACCAAUAAAAUUUGCACGACUGCACAAGUAUUCACCCCCUUUACUGUGAAACUCCUAAAUUAGUUCUAGAGUAACCAGUUACCUCCAGAAGUCAUAUAAUUAGUUAAAUGGAGUCGACCUGUGUGCCGUUAAAGUGUCACAUGCUCUGCUCUCAGUAUAAAUAAACCUGCUUCUGUUCCUGGAAUGGAAUCCAGAGUUUGUUAGGGAACAUAUCUAAACAAACGGCAUCAUGAAGAGCAAGGGGAGAUCAAAACAAGUCCGGGACAAAGUUCUGGAAAAGUAUCAAUGAGGGUUUGGUUAUGAAACUUGGAACAUCUCACUUAAAUCACACUUAAUCCCUUAUUUAAAAAAAAAAAGUUAAGAAUACAGCACAACUAUGGCUCUUGGGAUUAGUAAGAGCAGCAACCAAUAG
This is a messenger RNA of Pangasianodon hypophthalmus (striped catfish), 1498 nucleotides long. It is a transcript of the gene clec19a, whose product is annotated as C-type lectin domain containing 19A. The record is from RefSeq and is a predicted model, not a curated record. Gene Ontology annotation, molecular function: signaling receptor activity. The transcript has 5 exons. NCBI's taxonomy places the organism in Eukaryota, Metazoa, Chordata, Actinopteri, Siluriformes, Pangasiidae. Bases 190 to 759 code for a protein of 189 amino acids.